AUGAUAAAUUAAUAAUAAGUUUUACCCUAAACGAAUAGUUAAUCUACUUUAUAAGGUUAGUUAUUAAAUACAUAAUAAUAAAAUCCUCAUAUUAAAUCAACGGAAAAUUUUUCUAUAUAAACACUAGAAGACAGAUUUUUGAACCAUAAAAAUGAUUUAAAUUAAUUUUAUAGCAAGGUAGGAGGCAAUAAGAAUAUAGGAAGUUAAAAUAAUAAUAAAAAAUAUAUUUAUAACAAUUAAAAUGAAAAAUUAGAAUAAUAACUUCCUUGUAAAUAGGAAUUUGUUUAAUAUUAAUAAAAAUAGGAAUAGAAUAUAAAAAAUUUAAAUAAUAAUACUAAUAAUUAGUAAUAUUAGAAUAAUUUUGAAGAAAAAAGUUCAUUUAGAAAUUCUUAAAUAAUUAAUAAUAGUGAAUAUUUUAAAUAGGAUAAUGAGUUUUUAAGUUAAAGUAUUUUAUUUGGAAAAAGUAAUUAAAAAUAAUAAAUAGUUGAAAGUAAUUAAAAGAAAAGAAAUAAUUAAGAAGAUAAUAAUAGUGAAUUUUUAAAAAGUAAUAAAUUUAAUGAUAAUUAUUAUGAAAAUAAUUUUAAAAAAGAUGAUGUAAAAUUAAAUACUAAAUUAUAAAAUAUUAACGAAAAUAUAUCUUUUAAUAAUUUUGAUGAAAUUCAUUAAAAUAAAAACUAUAAAUAAAAUAAUAAUAAUUUUGCUGAUUUUAAAUAUAACAAUGAUAAUUUUGAUGAUUAUAAUAAUAAAAAUAAUAAAUUCAAUAACAAUUUUGAUAAUUACGAAGAUUUACCAAUAAAAAAUUAUAAAUUAAAUAAUAAUUUAGAUUAAAUACCUUCCAAAAACAAUAAAUUAAAUAAUAAUUUCGAUGAUAUGCCUAUUAAAUCUAAAUAAUUUAAUAAUAUUUAAGAUUAUUAAAUUUUUUAAACGAAUAAUUAAAAUACUACUGAUGAAAUAAAAAUCAAAGCAAAUUAAAACAAUAAUUUUGAUGAAAUUCCUAUUAAAUCAAAUAAACAAAAUAAUAACUUUGAAAACAUAUCCAUAAAACCAUCCAGAUAUUCUCAAUAUAAUCUUGAUGAACCUAUUACAAAAUCUUAAAAUUAACUAAAUAAUUUUGACGAUUAAUAUCCUACAAAAUAUUAAAAUUAAAAUAAUAACUUCGAUGAUUAUGUUUAAUUAAAAUCUUAAAAAUAAUAAAAUAAUUUCGAUGAUAUACUUAUUAAAACAUAAAAAUAAUAAAAUAAUUUCGAUGAUAUACCUAUUAAAACAUAAAAACAGGCUAACAUUUUCGAAGAAAAACCUUUAAAAACAAGCAAUAAAUAAUUAUAAAGUGAAGAAAUUCAGGUAAAAUCUUAAAAAAUAUAAAAUAAAUAAUAUUAAAAUUUUGAUGAAGUUCCCAUAAAAACAUCAAAUAAUAAAAACAUAGAAGAAAUUUAAAAAAGAAGUAAUUCAUGUGCUUUUAAAGAAAAUGAAAAUAAUAAUAAUAAUAAUUAAUAAGAUGUAAAUAAUAAUAAUUAGUAAGAUGAAAAUUAAGAAAUUAAAAGUAAAAGAACUUUCCUAAAAAAAGGUACUAGAACUUUUCUUUCUAAUGCCCAAUAAAGAUCUAAAGCUGCAUAAUAACAUAUUAAUUUAAUUGUCGGAUAAUGUCAGGGAUUAAGUAUUAAUGAAAUAGAAGAAACACGACCUAUUAGUAAUGUUUAAAAAGCAAAUUCAGUUUAAUAAAAAAAAGUAGAAAAAUAAAAUAAAAAAUAAUAAUAAAACAAAGAACAAUAAUAAAAAGAAUAAUAAUAAAAAGAAUAAUAAUAAAAAGAAAUUAAAAAUAAUGAAAAACUUUAGGAAGAAAAAAAAAAAAAUGAAAUUUUUUCUAUUGAUAAUAAUAAUAAUAGUGAUUAAAAUGAAGAUAAUUUUGAGGAAUAUUAAGAUGAGGAAGAAUUCGAAGAUGAAGACAAAUAAUAAUAUUCUAAAGUUGUUUAAAAAUAUUUUAAAUAAGGAAAUAAAAAUAAAGUGAAAAAAGAAAAUCAAAAUAUUAUAAUUAUUUCAGAAGAAGAGAAAAAAAAAAUAAUUUAGGAAUAUACUAAUGAAUAAAUAGAAAAAUUAAAUUUAGAAAUUAAUAAAUUUAAGUUGGAAAAUGAUAGAAUAAAAAAAAUGAAAAUUAAAUACGAAGAUCUUAUUAAAUAAGCUAAUAAGGAAAAAGAAUAAUUCGCAAAAUAAAAAGAAAUUGAAAUUGAAGAAUUAGAAGAAUGGAAAAGAGAAGAAAUAAAAAAAAUAAAAAAUGAAAAAAAAGUAUAAGAAAGAUAGUAAAAAUCAUUAUAUAAUUAACCAACAAGAAAAGAACGAGAAGAAAUUGAAAAAUGCAAUUAAUAAAUAAAAAAAAUAUAAGAAGAUUUUAAAAUAAAGGAAUAAAAAUAUAAAUAAGCUAUAGAAAGAUUAAAAAAAUAAAUAGAAGAUUUAACUUAAAAAAAUUUUGAAUUAAAUGAAGAAAUAAAAAAUUUCGAAAAAAUAAGAAUAUGUGAAGAAUAAAAAAAAUCUAUUUUAAAAAAAGGUCCCAGUAUUUCUAAAAAAAUAAAUACUUUAUAAGAUAAUGAGGAUAUUUAGAGUAUAUAAAAUGAUGAAAUUUAACAAGAAGAUGAGUUUAAUAAUUACGAAAGCUAUUUUAAUGAUGAAUAAAGAAAUAAAGAUAUGAUAAAUAAUGCCUAUUAGGAAAUAAAUAAUAUAAAUUAAAAAAUAGGCAAAAAAAUUGUUAACAAUGAGCCUUAAAAAUUAUUAAAUAAGACUAACUAAAGUACAAAAGGGAGCGAAAUGAAAAGAAAAGAAGAUAAUUAACAAUCUGUUUCAUAAUUAAAAAAUUCAUAAACUUUAAUUAAAUAACAAUCAAAUUUAUAAAAAAAAUUCUAAUAUGAUAUUACAAAUAUAUCUUAAUUAGAUAAUAUUAAUAUAAAUAUGAUUAAUAAAUAAAUUGAUUAAAAAUAAUUUUGGUUUGAUUAAAAUAUUUAUUAUAUAGCUUAUCUUUAAAAUUAAAAGAAAAUUUCCAAAAUCAUUAAAUAAGAAAUAACUUAAGAUGGAAAAAUUUAUAGAGUAUAUGAUGAUCGUAAAAGUGAAACAAUAUUCCCUAAUUAAGUUAAGAAAUAAUAAUUUAAUGAUGGUAUUUGUGAAGGAUAUAGUAUAGUAAAUUUCGUUAAUGGAGAUAUUAAAUAAGUUCUUCCUGAUAAAGUAACUGUUAUUUAUUAUUUUGCAGAAGCAUAAACUACUUAGAUUACUUUUGAACCGACAGGAAUAAAUGUAUAUUAUUUUCCUAAUGACUAAAUUGAAAUUCAUUUUCCUGAAGGAAAGAAAUAAAUAAGAUUUAAUGAUGGUACUGAGAAAUAUAUAUGUGAAAACGGAGAAGAAAAAACUUAUUUUGAAGACGGAACUAUUUAAAUUAUUGAUGUUAAUAGAAUUAAAACUAUAAAAUAUGCAAAUGGAAAAGAAGAUGUAAUUUAUCCAGAAGAUUAUAUUUAUUAAGAUGAAGAAUGA
This is a messenger RNA of Ichthyophthirius multifiliis, 3510 nucleotides long. RefSeq lists its product as hypothetical. Gene Ontology annotation, cellular component: centriole; centrosome; nucleus. Gene Ontology annotation, molecular function: tubulin binding. NCBI's taxonomy places the organism in Eukaryota, Ciliophora, Oligohymenophorea, Hymenostomatida. Gene Ontology annotation, biological process: centriole elongation; cilium assembly. The record is from RefSeq and is a predicted model, not a curated record. The transcript is spliced from 7 exons.